Messenger RNA from Metarhizium brunneum ARSEF 3297, 2547 nucleotides. Its product is annotated as ABC transporter aclQ. Gene Ontology annotation, molecular function: ABC-type transporter activity; ATP binding; ATP hydrolysis activity. The record is from RefSeq and is a predicted model, not a curated record. NCBI's taxonomy places the organism in Eukaryota, Fungi, Ascomycota, Sordariomycetes, Hypocreales, Clavicipitaceae. Gene Ontology annotation, cellular component: vacuolar membrane. Gene Ontology annotation, biological process: transmembrane transport.
AUGGCGAGAGCAGAGCUGGCGCUGCAGACACUCUUCUAUCUUUACCCAGUCCUCCUCACACUUACCUUGAUUGGAGCGCAAUGCCUCUUGUUCUUCCGCAAUCGGCGUCGGGAGGCGGCGCGCAUCGCGAAUCCCAGCCCAUCCGACCAUGAGCCAAAGCGACCGGAGCGCACUCGACGGAUAUGUGCCUGGCUGAUAUGGAGCCUCCAGCUUGUGCUGUCUGCCUUGUUGAUUGCCAGCACCUCUCUGGCGGCAAAAGAGGCGCUCGCUGACCAUGGCGAGGCUCCCGGUACGACUGCGUUUCCCUUCAGCGCAUAUCUGGCCUCCUACGUCGCCGUUCUGCUUUACUUCCUGGCCGGAUUGCUUCCUGAUCCUCAGGGGCCCUGGAACCCAACUGCUGCGCAUGGCUCGGCCUGGAUCACUGGCGCCCUGAUGGAGGUCGUUGUUGCUGCUGUCCUGUCUUCUACACAGACUUCUUUGGCUGUUUCCAAGACGUUUAUCGAUGCAUUAAAUGCUCUAGGGGUGUCCAGAGGCGCCAUCUUUGUCCUCAUGGCGGCAGUUCUCAUCUUCAGAGAAUGUCAGCUGAGACCGUCAGUGCCGAAAUCUCUGCCCGAGGAACGCCAGUCCCUGCUGGAGAAUGGCAACGGAUCGUCCGGCAAUUAUGCCACGGUCCCAGAUUCCAAGCCAGCAUCAGACGCGGCCAAAACGCCACAGACGGCGAAUAUGAGUUGGCUCACUUACGUGGCCAGUUUCCGAGUCCUGUUUCCGUAUCUCUGGCCGAAGGACUCCGUACUCUACCAGGCUGUUGUUGUUGUGUGUGUUGUUCUGUUGAUAUGCCAGCGCAUUGUCAACGUCCUGGCUCCAUUGCAGUUAGGAAACCUUGUCGACGCCCUCGGCAAAGGCGGCAUACCGUACAAGGACAUUAUCCUUUUCGUCGCUUACCGCUAUCUGCAGGGAAACCAAGGAGCCAUCGGGGCCCUGCGGUCCGUCCUCUGGAUUCCUGUGUCCCAGUCUCUCUUUCGUCGACUAUCAACGGCGGCCUUUGAACACGUACUUGGCUUGUCCUUGGAGUUCCACCUGAACAAAAAGGUCGGCGAGGUCACCAGCGCGCUCAGUCGCGGCGCGGCCACCAACACUUUUCUCGAGGUUUUUUGCUUUCAGGUGUUCCCCAUGAUCUUUGACAUCUUUUUCGCAGGCGUCGUCUUUUUUGUCAAAUACGACGCCUUUUACACAGUCAUUGUCUUCUUCAUCAUGUGGUCUUACAUCUUUCUCACCCUGUACCUAGUCAAAUAUCGUGCCAGGCAAAGGCGAGAUAUGACCACCAAGACGCGCGAAAUGGAAGCCAUCAGGACCGACGCCAUUAUCGCCUACGAGACAGUGCAGCAUAACUGCGCCAUCCCUCGCGAAACGCAAAGAUUCAAGGACCAUGUGCUCGUUUUCCAACGGGCCGAGCGCUUGGUGCAGUGGUCGCUCAACGGUCUCAACAUCGUCCAGAGUUCCAUAUUCACCCUCGGCACCGCGCUUCUGGUCGCCGUGUCGGCAUACAAAAUCUCCAUUGGCGAGCAGACGGUCGGUGAAUUUGUCAGCUUGAUCAACUAUUUCGUCCAGCUUCAGGGCCCUCUCAACUUCUUUGGCACCUACUACACCAUGCUUCAAAACAAUCUCAUCGAGGCCGAGCGGCUCCUUGACCUGUUCAAAGAAACGUCGGGCAUUGUGGAAAAGCCAGACGCCGUCGCCCUACCUGCCGCACGAGGAGAAGUUGCCUUUAAGAAUGUCAAGUUUGCGUAUCCAGUGAAGAAGGGUGAGCCUGUUCUCGAUGGUAUCAGCUUUACCGUUGCCCCGGGUACCAAGACGGCCCUUGUCGGGGCAUCUGGCGGCGGCAAAUCAACCUGCUUGAAACUUCUAUUCCGUUUUUACGACGUCACCGGCGGCGCCAUCACCGUUGACGGCCACGAUCUGCGGGAUCUCAAGACCGACUCUCUCCGCAGAAACAUUGGCGUUGUGCCGCAGGAUACGGUGCUGUUUAACGCGACAAUCAUGUACAACUUACUGUACGCCUCUCCAAAUGCCACCGAGGCCGAUGUCCACGAAGCAUGCAAGGCCGCCAAUAUUCACGAUAGCAUCCUCAAUUUCCCGGACGGAUACGAAACCAAGGUUGGAGAGCGCGGUCUCAAAUUGUCCGGCGGGGAACGCCAGCGGAUUGCCAUUGCACGUGCGAUUCUCAAAGAUGCGCCUAUAUUGCUCCUAGACGAGGCCACUGCGUCGCUGGACUCCAAUACCGAGAGAGAGAUCCAGGAUGCCCUCGACCGCGUCACGUCUGGGCGAACCACAAUCACCAUUGCACAUCGCCUUUCUACCAUCACCAAUUCUGACGAGAUUGUUGUUCUGGACAAGGGCAAGGUCGUCGAGCGCGGCACUCAUGAGGAGUUACUGGCGCUCCGAGGAAAGUACCACGUCAUGUGGGAGAAGCAGACGACGAUUGAGACGAGAGAGAAGGAGAAGAUGGAGGAGCAGGGCGAGGCGUCUGAAGCGGGGUCCCACGAAUGA